Molecule: messenger RNA, 356 nt
Organism: Gaeumannomyces tritici R3-111a-1
Lineage: Eukaryota; Fungi; Ascomycota; Sordariomycetes; Magnaporthales; Magnaporthaceae
Exons: 2
Coding region: 1-303 (100 amino acids)
Source: RefSeq, a predicted model, not a curated record
AUGAAAGUGGCCGUUAUAGGGUCCCCACCAGCGCACCAACCCUGGGACUCGAAGGGGACGGGGCCGGCGAAGCUGGUGGGCCCCCGUGAACGGUGCAACGUCGUGGACUUGUGGGCUUCCUUCGUCGGGCCCUUCCAUCUUUCAGGGCACCAGGAGGGUGCCCCCUUCGAGACUCGCCUUGCCUGUUACGGUGACGACCUCAAGAUGGGCCCAUCCAAGACUGCUUGCCAUGGGAAUCAAGGUCCCCUUCCCACCGAGAGCAAGUGCCGCCGGGCAAAAAAAAUCGCCACCCAUGAGGUUUAGCCGGGCCCAGAACAGGUACCACCUCGUGGCGUGGAAUUUCUACGAAGCGACUC